Molecule: messenger RNA, 5215 nt
Organism: Limanda limanda (common dab)
Lineage: Eukaryota; Metazoa; Chordata; Actinopteri; Pleuronectiformes; Pleuronectidae
Gene: nfasca
Product: neurofascin homolog (chicken) a
Exons: 32
Coding region: 1-4179 (1392 amino acids)
Biological process (GO): brain development; cell-cell adhesion
Molecular function (GO): cell-cell adhesion mediator activity
Source: RefSeq, a predicted model, not a curated record
AUGUUGGGGCUGGGCAGGCAUACAGCCCUGGCUCUCGUGUCUUUACUGGUUCUAUUGUUGCGUGAGGCAACACCCAUCGAAGUCCCACUAGAUCCAAAGAUCCAGCAAGACCUGAAGCAACCCCCCACUAUAGUCAAACAGUCAGUGAAAGACUACAUUGUCGACCCAAGAGAUAACAUCAUCAUCGAGUGUGAGGCCAAGGGAAACCCAGUGCCAACGUUUUCAUGGCGAAGGAAUGGGAAGUUCUUCAACAUUGGGAAAGAUCCCAGGGUGACUAUGCGAAAACGCUCAGGAACACUGGAGAUUGGUUUCCGUAGCGGGGGACGACCAGAGGACUACGAAGGAGAGUACCAAUGUUUUGCUACCAAUGACUUUGGAGUAGCUCUGUCCAACAAAAUCCUGCUGCGGGUCUCAAAGGCUCCUCUGUGGCCCAAGGAGGUGUUGGAGCCAGUGGUGGUGACUGAAGGCUCCCCACUGGUUCUAACCUGUAACCCCCCACCAGGACUACCUCCUCCCUUUACCUUCUGGAUGAGCAGCGCUAUGAACCCAAUAUCACAAGAUAAGAGAGUGUCUACAGGUUUGAAUGGAGACCUGUACUUCUCCAAUGUUGUUGCUCAAGAUGCUCACACAGAUUACAGCUGCAAUGCUCGCUUCCUCUUCACACACACCAUCCAGCAGAAGAACCCCUUCACACUCAAAGUUCUCACCAAGGAGCCAUAUAAUGAAACAUCUUACAAUGCCACUGACCCCUAUGGUGGCCGUAAAGUAUCCGAGUCCACGCCGACCUUCCUCUCACCAUCAGGCAGUGAGAGCUCCAAAAUUGUGCAACGAGAUGAGCAACUGCUACUGGAGUGUAUCGCUGCUGGACUACCAACUCCUACCGUCAAGUGGUUCAAGAAGGGCGGGGACCUGCCAGGACACAAAGUGAAGUUUCAGAAUUUCAACAAGACCCUGAAGAUUAUCAGUGUGUCAGAGGAGGAUGCUGGGGAGUAUGUGUGCAUGGCCAACAGUCAUUUAGGCAGCAUACGCCACAGCAUCUUUGUCCAGGUUAAAGCGGCUCCUUACUGGCUGGACAAACCUACGGACCUGGUGCUAGCCCCGGAUGAGAACGGCCGCCUGGUGUGUCGGGCCAACGGGAACCCUAAACCUAACAUUCAGUGGCUGAUCAAUGGACAACCUAUAGACAGCUCUCCUCCUAACCCGAGCAGACAGGUGCUGGGUGACACCAUCCUCUUCCGCUCAGUGCAAAUGGGAAGCAGUGCUGUUUAUCAGUGCAACGCCUCCAACCAGCUUGGAUACCUGUUGUCCAAUGCCUUCGUCAGUGUUCUCGACAUGCCUCCGAGGAUGCUGGGCCCUAAAAACCAACUUAUUAAAGUCAUUGAGAACAACCGCACCUUUUUGGAUUGUCCAUUCUUUGGUUCCCCUCUGCCUGAACUACGCUGGUUUAAGAAUGGACAGGGCAGUGGGCUGGAUGGUGGUCAGUACCGUGUUUACAUCAACGGCACCCUGGAGAUCAAAAGGGCUCGAACAGAGGACGAGGGCACAUACACAUGUGUUGCCAACAGCAUCCUGGGCACAGCCGAGAACCAGGUCCGCCUGGAGGUCAAAGCGCAAACUCGUAUAAUCAGUUUCCCUGAGCACCAGUCAGCCAUCAGGGGCUCCACAGCUCGUUUCAACUGUAAAGUGAAGUCGGAUCCCAGCCUGCCUGUCACUGUGACCUGGACCAAGGAUGACAAGGUUCUCUAUCUAGGAUGGAGGCUGAGGAAGGAUGAUGAGUCACUGACCAUCCCCAAUGUGAAUGAGGGUGAUGAGGGAACAUACACCUGCACUGUUAAAUCUGAGAUUGACCAGGACUCCGCAUCUGCCCGCCUGACUGUGUUAGAGGAAGCCUCCCUCAACCCCUCACUCUCUAGUGCCUUGCCUCCAGACCGCCCAGACCCUCCCAUGGAUCUAGAUCUGUCUGACCCAGCAGCCCGCAGUGUUCGUCUCACCUGGAUCCCUGGAAAUGAUCACAGGAGUCCCAUCACAGAGUUCUUGGUCCAGUUUGAGGAGGACCGCUGGGAGCCAGGCAGGUGGCAAAACCUGUCCACUUACCCUGGAGACCUCAACUCUGUCAUCCUGCAGCUUGCCCCAUUUGUCAACUACCAAUUCAGGGUCGUUGCCAUUAAUUCAGUUGGCCAGAGUCAGCCCAGCCGUCCCUCACCAAGAUACAAGACCAGUGGAGCAGCUCCAGAUGUAAUUACCAGAGGUCUUAGAGGAUGGGGCUCCAAGAAGGACAACAUGGAGAUCACUUGGGAGCCACUGCUUGAUCUGGAGAGAAAUGGUCCAAAUCUACAAUACAACGUGUGGUGGAGACGGAGGGAUGUGGGGGAAGAGUGGAGUAAUGUGACCACAGAGGGGUCCAAACAUAUCGUCCACAACACAGAAACCUAUGUGCCUUAUGAGAUCAAAGUCCGGGCCAGAAAUGAUUUUGGCCCAGGACCUGAGUCUAAUGUGGUCAUUGGAUACUCUGGAGAGGACAAGCCCACAGAUGCUCCCACUGACUUUAGGGUAUCAAAGGUCGACAGCACCAAAGCAAACAUCCACUGGAAGUCUGUGGACCCAAACUCUGUCCAGGGAGAGUUCAAAGAGUACAAGCUGUAUUACUGGCGUGAGUCCAGUAUUGUCCCACAUUUGAUGGUCAGUAAGAAGAAUAAGACCAAAGGGAUCUACAGCACCACGUCCGAGCCAUCUGGCAUCCUAACUGACCUGGUGCCCUACUCUAAAUACAAGAUGUUUAUAGUUGUGGCCAACAGCCGCUUCGAGGGCCCUCCCAGCAACACUGUGGAGUUCUCCACCAAGGAGGGAGUCCCCGAUGCUCCAAGGUUCUUCAGGAUCAACAGGAGGAGUUUUGACACUAUCUACUUGGAAUGGGAUAAACCUUUGGAGCCAAACGGCAUUCUUACUGGAUAUCAGCUCAAAUAUCAAACAGUCAAUGGCUCCAGGGUGGGUCGACAACAGCUGGAGACUUUUCUUCCAAAUAUGACAGACUUCACCCUCCGCCUGCCAGAUCGAUCUACCCGCUAUAAGUUCUUACUGUCAGCGCUCACACAGGUGGGAGCAGGAGAGGUCUUCGCUGAGGAGUCCCCACACUUCACCAAUGAGGAUAAUUUUACUGAUACUACAGGUCUAGUCAACCUUACAGACGCCUCUGUCGCUUCAACUUUCACUCCCACUCCUCCUCCUCUCGCAUCUAUUCCUUCUACUACCAUGGCUCCUACAACCAUGGCUCCUACAGCCAUUAGCACCUCAACUACUACCACUCCUAAAGCUACAACUUCUCCUUCUACUACUACGUCUACUACAACAACUCCUACUACCACCACCACUGCAACUGAGGCAACAACCACCAUCACACCUCCUGUGCUAGUCACCACCAGGCGUACCGAUCAGAAUGUGUUGGUGGCCCCUGAGUGGCAGAUCUUGGAUCUGACGGUGGAGCCUAACAGUAACUACGCUAACGUCAGCUGGAGACACAACUUCCCGGCCGGCAGCAGCGAGUUUGUGCUAGAGUUCACACUGGACAGCAACAAGACGGAGAAAACAGUACGAGUGAAUCAACAGCCCCCCAUUAGAGUGGCGGAUCUGAUCGCAGGUGCCACGUACCGUCUGAGGGUUUACUCCCAUGAAUUCAACAGCAUCAGCAGCAAUUAUUUCACCUUUAAGACCCAAGCAGCUUAUAUAGACCAAGUAGACAUCGCCACUCAGGGUUGGUUCAUCGGCUUGAUGUGUGCCAUUGCCCUCAUCAUAUUGAUUCUCCUCAUCGUCUGCUUCAUCAAAAGGAGUCGUGGUGGCAAAUAUCCAGGUGGCUGCUGUGUGACUGGUUUCGCAAAAUAUCUCGUGCGUGACAAAAAAGAUCUGCCCUUAGACUCAGUGGACCAUAAAGACCAGGAUGGAUCCUUCGAUUACCACAGCGAUGAGGACAACAAGCCUCUGCAGGGCAGCCAGACUUCGCUGGAUGGCAAUGUGAAGGAAAGCGACGACAGCCUCGUGGACUAUGGUGAAGGUGGCGAUGGUCAGUUCAACGAGGAUGGCUCUUUUAUUGGCCAGUACACAGUGAAGAAGGACAAGGAUGAGACGGAGGGCAACGAGAGCUCAGAGGCCACUUCACCUGUCAAUGCCAUCUACUCCCUGGCAUAACCUUCCGGCAGCACAUAGGGGACUAAGCUCCCCAAACAUCCACCCAGUGCUUUUAUGGUUUUACGACAGCACCAUACACCCCAUACAAACACACAGACACACACAACAACAUAUUACUAUAUGAAACACUAAUAACACAGACGAAAGGCAGCAGGGCCUGUCUGGAGACUGUGUAGACUUUCCUCUGAUGAUAACAACAAGGAAUACGGGAGUGCAACUAGACCACAAGCCUUUACUUUAUGUUUCCAGCUCUAAAAUAUGGCCCGUCUGAGGUGAUGUUUGGACAAAGUGGACAGUGCUUGUUUUACUCUGUGCUCUGCCUGCCCUUUACCCACACAGACUUGAAGUGUGCCUUCUGGGCAGCUUCCAGUAUUUGGAGGCAUCUCCAAGUAUUAUUUAGAGAUAUUUCCUUUGUUUGUUCCUGCUCUGAAAAUGUUCAGUGUCACUGCUCUCCUUCCUGAUGCGCCCCUCAUACUUAAGUGUAGCAUCCCAGUAAAGUUCACACAGUGGUUACACACAAACCCACACACGCACACUUGCCCCGUGUUUCAACAUAUCAGCUUCGAACCAUCAAACUCAACAGGAUGCUGGCAGAUAUGUUUAUCAUAUUGAUAUUUAAGCAAUGAAAGAUUUUAGUUUUUCCACAGCUGGUAGAUGAGUCAUUAAAUCUUAAUGAAUGCUGUAUACAGUUCUGGCACACAUUUUAGUGCCCCGCAAAACUAUGCACUGUCACUUCCACAAUACCUUAAUGGUUUUAAUCUGGUCAGUAAACAGUAAAUUUAAGUUCAUUUUUACCAUAUACAGUCCAAACUCCCAUGCUUUGUAUUAACUUUGCCUUGUAUCAUGUGGUAGACUUUUUUUUUACCUUUAAUUCAAUCGAUCAAAAUGGCUACCAUAACAAAAGCCAUUUCACCACAAACAGCAAACUUUGCUAUAGUGUGUUUUCAAUGAACCAUUUAAAUAAUAUUUUGGAGCACUGUAGAAAGGCAACUGGAUAACAACUCAGUGAAUUUCCUAGUCAGCAUGCAGGCUAAUG